GCUGUUGAUGAUCUGCAGGAGGGCGAUCAUGGUCCAGAUCAAGGCAGCCUGCCUGAACCAGUCCUACCGCUGCAUCGCGACACCCGUGACGGACAUGAGGGGCGUCGGGUGCAGGGGUGGCUUACUACGGUUAAUGUCACGGGCGCUGGCUCACUUAUUGAUUACUUGUCUCAAGAACCUGAUGGCAAAGUUUUCGCGGUGCAAGAGCAUCAUGCUCAUGGCGAUCGGCUGCUAUCCAUACAAAGACAAGCUCGUGACCUGGGAUGCUAUGGAUGUUGGUCGCCAGCCUCGGUCACAGAAGCAGGUGGAUUUACCCGAGGAUAGGUUCGUGGCGGCACACCUGCACUGGGGAGUACCAAAAGGCAUCGUCGUGAUGAGCGUGUAUUUAUACGACGACCAGGGCCUCGACGCUGACAACAUGGCCAUCAUUUCAGGCAUUCUGAAGUAUGUUGGACUGCUCAACUUCUUGGGCAUGGACUGGAUUGUUCUGGGAGAUUGGAACUUACAACCUGAGGUCUGGGCUGACGAAUGGCUGGAACAGGUGCAUGGUUUUCUUCUUUUCUCCGAGACUUCUACUUGUCAUAAGAGCAUGUUGGGCACGGUUUUUGACUACGCGCUGGUGGCCAACAACCUUAACACGCGCAUGCAGAAGCCAGAG
Molecule: messenger RNA, 658 nt
Organism: Prorocentrum cordatum
Lineage: Eukaryota; Dinophyceae; Prorocentrales; Prorocentraceae
Source: the annotation of a GenBank genome assembly